Molecule: messenger RNA, 1354 nt
Organism: Dalotia coriaria
Lineage: Eukaryota; Metazoa; Arthropoda; Insecta; Coleoptera; Staphylinidae
Product: bolA-like protein 2
Exons: 4
Coding region: 143-1333 (396 amino acids)
Biological process (GO): intracellular iron ion homeostasis; isopentenyl diphosphate biosynthetic process, mevalonate pathway; isoprenoid biosynthetic process
Cellular component (GO): nucleus; cytoplasm; cytosol
Molecular function (GO): ATP binding; 2 iron, 2 sulfur cluster binding; mevalonate kinase activity
Source: RefSeq, a predicted model, not a curated record
GUUUCGGGGAAGUUUGAGGGUAAACCAACUCUACAGAGACAUAGAUUGGUUAAUUCUGUGUUGAAGGAAGAGUUGAAGACAAUUCACGCGUUUAGUCAGAAAACAUUCACUCCGGAACAGUGGAAAGAACAAACAAAUUAAAAUGAGUGAUUUGCAUUCUGUACAAAUAUCAGCCCCAGGAAAAGUUAUUCUCCAUGGAGAUCACUCUGUGGUUUAUGGCAAACUCGCAAUCGCCGCUAGUAUUAACAAAUCAACCAAACUAUCCAUAACCCUUGAAACCACACCAAAAAUUACUCUUGUUUUCCAUGACAUUAACUUAAAUCUUGAAAUACCUUUGCAAGACAUACAAAACAACAUAUUAGACAACGGAAUAUUACCGUUGCAAGAUACCUACAGCAUUGACAACCCAGACAGUUUAAUUUUUGAUGAUUUAAUUAACAAAAUCAAGAAUUAUUUAGAUAAUUUAGAAGUGACAUAUGAUGUAUCACAAACAAAUGCACUUCUUGCAUUUUUAUAUUUAUAUCUCGCUAUGUAUUCACCUGUGGGACUUAAAAACGGUUUAUUUGUUAAUAUUAGCAGCGAUUUGACAAUUGGUGCUGGUUUGGGCAGUUCAGCAUCGUUUUCCGUGUGUAUUGCCGGUGGGUUUAUACAACUGCUUAAAUUACAACAGAAAUUUGCAUUUACGACUGAAAAUACGACCGAAUUCAACGAUUUCGAGAAAGAUUUGAUCCGUAAGUGGGCAUUUCAAGCCGAGCGGGUAAUGCAUGGUAAUCCAUCUGGUUUGGACAACACAAUCUGUACUUAUGGUGGAUUUGUUGAGUAUCGUAAAGGCGUCGCGCCGAAACCUUUGGAUAUUUCCACGAAUUUACAACAAUUUGAAGCCUUGUUGAUAAACACGAAUGUACCGAAGAAUACGAGAGUCCAGGUAGAAAAGGUUGCGCGGUUUAAAGCGCAGUUUCCUGGAAUUGUCGAGCAUAUUCUUGACACAAUGGAGGAGAUUUCCAAGAAUGCGAUUGAGUCGAUGAAGAGUUUAUUCAAGGGUGAUUUAGACAGGGAAUAUCGUGUGUUGAAUACUUUGUACGAUGUUAAUCAGAAUAUGCUGCGGAGUCUUGGCGUUUCGCAUGCGGCCAUCGAGAAAGUGUGCGCCAUUUUGUCCGAGUUUGAUUUGCAUGCGAAGAUUACAGGCGCUGGAGGCGGUGGGUAUGUUUUAUGCCUUGUGCCUAAUUAUAUUAGCGAAUCUGUUGUCUUGGACGUGCAAAAUAAGUUAGAAAAUGUGGGGUUUACCAGCGAUCGUUUAAAUUUGGGCGUUGAAGGAGUUCACUUGUUAAAAUAAACGUGUUUGAAUAUGGCUGAA